Culicoides brevitarsis is the source of this 3055-nucleotide messenger RNA. Its product is annotated as glutamyl aminopeptidase-like. The transcript is spliced from 6 exons. Gene Ontology annotation, molecular function: peptide binding; metalloaminopeptidase activity; zinc ion binding. Gene Ontology annotation, biological process: proteolysis; peptide catabolic process. The record is from RefSeq and is a predicted model, not a curated record. The coding region runs from base 44 to 3022 and encodes 992 amino acids. Gene Ontology annotation, cellular component: cytoplasm. NCBI's taxonomy places the organism in Eukaryota, Metazoa, Arthropoda, Insecta, Diptera, Ceratopogonidae.
GAGUGUCAAAAAGUCGAAUUAACGAACAAAAUUUUCAAAAAGGAUGUCACCUCCGACUCACUCGACAUCCCAAACGGACAUUCUAGGGCAGGAACAUGGAGUGCAACAGAUAAAUUUGGCAAAAAUUCAAAGACAACUCGAGAAACGGCAUCUCGUUAUUUGCACGUUACUGAGUGUUUGUGCGUGUCUCUUCUUGAUUGCACUCAGUUUGCUCGUUUCUCUCGUCGUUGUCACGCGAAAACAACAAACAGCUGACAGCGGCGACGUGAGUGGCAUCGAUAGUUUAAUCAAAAGUGCCAAAAUACUCGAAAACUUAUCGCCGUCGUCGUGGAUUAAUUCAGUCAACAACGAACCAAAAAUGAACAAAGUCGCAUCAAAAGUUCUCAAUCUCCUGACUUUUCGUCUUCCGCGUGAAAUAAAGCCGGUUCAUUAUGAUCUGUUUCUGGCGCCGGACUUGAAAACAAAUGCCUUUAGUGGCAAAGUAAGGAUUCAAAUUAAGGUAGAGGAGGCAAUUCCGUAUAUUGCGCUGCACGCGAACAAGCUAAACGUCACGAGCACGGCGCUGCUCAAAGUCGAUGCCAAUGGAGCGGCACACAAGGUUAAUUUGCUGCAGACAUUUCCGUACGAAAAAUACGAAUAUUUUGUAAUUGAGCCGGAGAAAUCACUCGUUGCGGGCGAUUAUGAAAUAAAAAUGGAAUUUGACGGACGAUUGGAUAAGCGAAUUGUUGGUUUUUACAGUAGCACGUACUUGGAUACGCGACGCAAUGAGACCAGAACGAUUGCUACAUCAAAAUUCGAGCCAACAUACGCCCGUCAAGCCUUCCCAUCAUUCGAUGAGCCCCAAAUGAAGGCAAAAUUCAGUAUCAGCCUUGCCAAGCCGAACGACGAUGAGUACCUGGCUCUGUCCAAUAUGAACGAAAUUGGCUCCGAAGUCGUUGGAGACCGAACGAUUGUUCGUUUUGCGGAAAGUGUGCCCAUGUCGACGUACUUGACGGUGUUUAUAGUGGCAGAUUUUCUGCAUAAAGAGGUAAUGGUUGACACAAAAGGCAUCGGAGAACCGUUUAAGCUGCGAUGCUUUUCGACGCCGCCUCAAGUUGAGAAAUUGGGAUUUGCGGUAAACACGGCAAAGGACAUCAUCGAGUACUACAUUCAGUAUUUUGGGAUUCCGUAUCCGUUACCGAAGUUGGAUAUGGCGGCGAUUCCGGAUUUUGUGAGUGGCGCAAUGGAAACGUGGGGACUUGUCACGUACCGUGAGACAAAUUUGCUUUUUGAUGAAAACGUGAGCUCAACAGCAAACAAACAGCGAGUUGCUACCGUAUUGGCGCACGAAUUAGCUCACAUGUGGUUCGGAAAUUUAGUUACGAUGAAAUGGUGGAAUGACCUUUGGUUGAAUGAAGGAUUUGCGAGUUACAUCGAGUACAAAGGCAUGCAAGCGGCUUUAAGUGACUGGAAUAUGAUGGAUCAAUUCGUUCUCGACGACUUGCAUGGCGUCAUGAACCUCGAUGCGACCACUGCUUCCCACGCAAUCGUCCAAACUGUCGAAACGCCCGACCAGAUAACGGAAAUUUUCGACACCAUCACUUACAGCAAGGGCGCUUCCGUCAUCCGGAUGCUCGAAGACUUCAUCGGACCCAAAAAUUUCCAACUGAGUGUCACAAACUACCUCAAAAAGCACCAAUACGACAACGCAGUGACUGACGAUCUCUUAACGGAAAUCGAUGCGUUGCAUUUGGACCUGAAUGUCAAGGAAAUUAUGUCGACAUGGACCGAGCAAAUGGGAUAUCCAGUACUAAGUGUGACACGCAUCGCCAGCAACGAGUUCCAAGUCGAGCAAAAACGCUUUUUGACCGACAGCAACAACGAUCCCAGCAAACCCGAGUCGAAAUUCGGCUAUAAAUGGGACGUGCCGGUGACUUAUUUCACGGAUACGGAUAAAAAUGUCACGCGAACGUGGUUGAAACGCGAUCAAAAGUCGAUUACGAUCAAAGUUGCGCCUGAAACUGCCUGGUUGAAGCUCAACAAGGACCAAAUCGGGUAUUAUCGCGUCAAUUAUGACGAAGAAAUGUGGGAAAAACUCACAAAUGCUCUCGUGAAGGACUUGAAUGUCAUGUCAACGGUCGAUCGAGCGCAUUUAUUGAACGAUGCUUUUAGUUUGGCAGACGCAACGCAACUUCCGUUCUCAGUUCCUUUAAAUUUGACGCAAUUUUUGGCGAAUGAAAGGUCUUUUGUGCCAUGGAAAGUUGCUGCGACGCGAUUAAAGUCGAUCAAAAGUUUGCUUUAUUACACGGAACUCUAUCCGCAGUUCAGGAAAUAUGGAGAAAAGCUGGUAGAUGCUGCGGUUGGAGGUUUAAGUUGGAAUGUCGAUCACACGCAAUAUCAAGAGAAUCACUUCCGUACCACAAUUUUAUCACUCGCUUGCAGUUUCGGGCAUCAACAAGCCUUAACGAACGUCACUGCGAUGUUCCAAAAAUGGCUUGAAAACCCUUCGAAAAAACCUCAUCCAGAUUUACGCGGCACCGUCUACUACUACGGCAUGCAAACCGUCGGAAACGAGCAAAUUUGGAAUCAAGUGUGGGAAAUUUUCGUGCAAGAGCAAGAUGCACAGGAAAAAGUCAAGUUAAUGUCCGCCCUGAGUGCAAUUCAGGUCCCGUGGAUCCUCAAUCGGUACUUACUUUAUUGCUACGACGAGAAAAAUGUUCGCGGGCAGGAUUAUUUCUCGUGCGUGCAACAAAUCGCCAAUAAUCGCAUCGGCGAGAACAUCGUUUGGGAUUACGUGAGAAUGAAGUGGCCCGAACUUGUGGAGCGAUUUGGCAUCAAUGAACGGUAUUUGGGUCGCAUGAUUCCGUCGAUUACGUCACGUUUUAGCACGGAAACGAAAUUGCAAGAGAUGAAAGACUUUUUCGCGAAAUAUCCGGAAGCGGGAGCAGGAGAGGCAGCACGAAAGCAGGCACUGGAGAAGGUGUCGAAUAAUAUCAAGUGGUUGGCUAAUAAUAUGGAUGGCAUUGAAAAAUGGUUGAAAUGAAGCAUUUUUUAGAGUAAAAUAAAAUUUUUCAUA